GCACCGCCAUGGCGAGAGAGGAGUGCAAAGCGCUGCUGGACGCUUUCAACAGGGCGACCGCGCGCUACCACCACCUGAUGCUGACCGUCGGCGGCUCCGCCGACUCACGGAACCUGCGUGAGGAGUUGCAAAAGACGCGCCAAAAGGCGCAGGAGCUGGCGGUGGCCACCUGUGCCCGGCUGACGGCCGCACUGCGCGACCGGAGCCUGGACGCGGAGGAGCGCACGGAGCUCGAGCGCCUCUGGGUGAACUUCUCCGGCUGUCUGGACCUGCUAGAAGCCGAGCUGCGGCGCGCGCUGGUGCUGGGCACGGCGUUCCCAUUGCACGCGCCGCGGCGGCCGCUGGUGCGCACGGGCGUGGCGGGAGGCUCAGCGGGCAUCGCGGCGCGCGCCCAGAGUGCCCGCAACCUGCGGCGGGAGGCGGAGAGCCACUUCGACCUGCAAGAACUGCGCGAGCUGGAGCGGGAGAUCUUUCGGGUGGGCGAAAUGAUACGAGACAUGGAGAUGAAAGUCAACGUGCCCCGCUGGACGGUGCAGGCCCGGCAGUCUGCGGGCGCUGAGCUCCUAUCCAGUGCCAGCGCCUCCUCGAUGUCCAUAGAAGAGCGCACGGGACCCUGUGACCUGAACAAGGCCGUGGCCGCCGCGGUUUUCAGUGCAGUGCUGCUAGUGGCUGUGGGCCUGGCUGUGUGCGUGGCAAAACUGAGCUGACCGCCACCACUCCCUCCCGAGUUACCUACCCCUCUGAGAAUGAACCCAACUGCCAGGAUUGCGAUGGGAAUGGAUCUGGCAUUUUUAAGGGGAAUGGACCUAAAACCGUGUGUGUGUGUGUGUGUGUGUGUGUGUGUGUGUGUGUGUACACGCACACCCGUGUUUCAAACACAAAUAUGCCCGGGCAGAACAUAAUUUCCUCGUGUUCACCCAAAAAGAGUUAAUUUUUCACGGGCUGCCAGAGCAUUACGCUAAUGCAUGCAGGAGCUUUAUCCCCUAUUAAUAGAAAAUGGUCCACAGUGACCCCAGAUUCCUCAGAGUUAAUGGGUUAUCCCGUGUGCUGGUGCUUACACUAAGUCCUAGCUUGGUGCCCCCACCCCUGUUAGCUACUUCCACCCUUCCACACCGGGCAGUUUGAAAGGGGGAUGAAAUGAAAUGUGUGUUACCGUUUGGAGGUUGUUUUGCAAUGUGUGGGUGGUGGUUUGUUUCCUGGACAAGAAACACAUGCAAGCAGUUUUUAUUAUCUUAAUUCUUGGGGCCUAAACUUAGAGUGUGCAAAUAGAAGUUCUUGCAGAGUGCUUUCUCUGUGCUGAACGAUUGUGCUUCUGGGCAGUUUAUCCAUUAGUCACAAAAGCAACUAGAAGAUGUUUGGCGUGACCUCAGCCUUGGGUCUGACUUGACUUAGGAAACCAGAGAAGACUCCUUGCAUAGGCCUUGAUGCGUUUGGAUCCACUACAUGUAUUGCCUAUCUGGAAGGUCUUUCUAAGGCUGCAGGCUUUGGCCAGGUCCUCAAGUUAUUUAAAUAGGCACUUUCUCCUUCCUGGGGCUUGUUUCUGUUCAGAACUAGACCAGAGUUUUUGAUCCUCCUUUGGGGGAGGGCUGUGGAAUCCUCUUUGGAGUCCUUAAUCCUAUCUAUCCCUUAGAAUUUGCAUGCUGGUCAGUAGAAGAGCUGGCUUUGGAGGGAGCUGCACAGCCUCCGACCCCCAACACUGCCCCUUAAGAGGGUAAAGUGACAACACUGUUAACACAGAGAUAUUGAACCAGUUAGGCCUUGAACUGGUGAUAAUGUAACAGCUUUGACUUGGAAUUUGAGAAACUUUUUAUUUUUAAGUAAAAAAAUAAAUUUAUUUAUUUAUUUUACAUUGUAAAAGGGCAGGUUUAUUAAGGAAAGGAAAGAGAAAAAGAGAUGCCUACAUAGACACAGGUGGGCAAGAGAGCUGCCUGUGAAACUUUUUAAAAAUAAAAAUCAUUGUAAAGAAAAAUCACAUAACCAGAUUUUGAUAAAGGACAUUUCUCAUGCCAAUGGGUUCAACGCCAUCAAACCGUCCUCUUUACUUAAAGAGGUUACUGAAUACACAAAGUUACUGAAUACACAAAGUUACUGAAUACACACCUGCAUCUAGUUUUACAACAGACCUUAAGGGCAGGAGGUCACAGCAUAAACCUCUGGAAUCACAGGUCUAGAUGACAGAUGUUAAACGGCAUCUGCUUUUUUGGUCAAUAAAUAAGAAAAUGUGGAAAACCCCCUGGGGCCCAGCACUUCCACCUCCCACCCAUGAUCCAGAGACAGCAUUGGUGGGAAAAUGCAGCUGAGAAAACAGAUGUCUCUGCCACUAGAGGUAAUUUGGAUCAGAACUCAGUGACUUUGGUUUGAGUGAAAAAAUGACAAGGUUUUUUUUUUUUUUUUUUUUUUUCAUUUUUAUCCCAGAACUGAGAAAGGGGAUCAGGGGAGGGGACUAGCAGUUUUUUCACAAGUGCAGAGGGUCAGGGGGCAGCGAGAGGACCUCAGGGCACUCAGUCCUUCCCAGUCCUCCCCUCUCUUCUACUCCUCGGUGCACAUAAUCCAUUAUCUCAGAUGGCAAAACAUGAGAUUUGAUUUUUUUUUUUUGCCUUUUUUUUUUUUGCAUGGUUUUAAAAGACCCAAAAUGUCUUACGCAAUUAACAGUUUCAUAGCAAGGUGCCUCCCUGGUGAUGCGAGAGGUUAAGACACAAUCUAUGAAGCUACCCGCAGCCACUGCAACACGAGUUCAAUCCCCGGCCAGGGAACUACCCACAUGGCGCAGCAGACCUCUCCUGUCUCGCCCGCUGCUCCCCUCAAUGUAUUCAGUCAGUCUGCCUGUUCUGUUCCCCACUCUGUCUCUGAUGGAUCCUCUAACCCCCCACACCUCUGGCCUGUACCACAGCUCUUGUAUACAUAAAUAAAUCUUAAAAAAAAUAAGUUUUAUAGCAAUAACUAAUAAACUUCUGUCUCAUCCAGCCUAGGUCAAUCUCAAUAGGGGUCUUAUCAAAUUCUUUUGCACCUAAAUGCUCAUGGCCCCUUAAGAGAUGACAAAGGAAGUUUUCUAAUUACCUUCUCCUGCAUACAACACAAGAUAGAAUCUGUCAUCUUCCCCAGAGUUACAUCCUUCCCAGGCAAGGGGAGGCUAGGACAUUGUGUGAUGCAGAGGUGGGAGAUAUCCCUAAGAAUCAAACCCUAAAUAUAUUCUUCUGUUUCUAACACUGUGAUUCUAUCACAGUGUGUUUUGGUUCAUGAAAAAAAAAAAUGUUUUGUAGAAACUUUUAAAGAAACAAGCAUCAGACAUUUUGUAUUGCAUUGAAGCCAUCCAACAAAUUUCUUUGUUGUUAUUCUUGACACCCACUUGGUAGAUUUGGGGGUAUUUACUUAAUAUGUACAGUCAGAUGUGUGCCCAAUUCUGAGGCUCUUUUUUUUUUUAAAGAUUUAUUUAUUUAUGAUUACAAGAACUGGGGUACAGGCCAGAGGUGUGGGAAGUAAGAGGAUUCACCAGAGACAGAGCAGGGAACAGAACAGGCAUAGACUGAAGUACACUGCUGAGGGGAGCAGUGGGUGAGUCAGAAGAGGUCUGCUGUGCCGGGGGGUGGGGGGGUAGCUCCCUGGUCAGGGAUUGAACUCACACUGCAGAGGCUGUGGACAGCCCCACAGCACUGAGCUCAACCCCUUGUGCCACCUGGGAGGCCCUGAUUCUGAGGUUCUACUCACUGAAGUUACAGUAGUGAUGAAAUGUUGCAAAAAAUGAGCUUGAUCACAACAAAUGUAUGGAAUCUUUGACCUGUUCACCUAAGCAAGUCUUUGAGUUUGAAAAUUUUAAGCUCUAGGAAUAUUUGUCAUUAUUUAGAGUUACACUUUGCCUAGUAGAAUGUUUGCUAUACAUAAGAUGCAAGCAAAGUCAUUUUCUGCUCAGUAUCUCUCUCUCUACUUUUCUCUGUAUCAUUUAAGCUAAGCCUACUUUCUGAUAAGCCUACUUCAAUUUAGAUGUUUAAUAUCAAACUCAUCUAUUGUAUAAAAACACUAGGUAUGAUCUUAUACCAUGAUACAAAGUGACAGAAAUACAAAAAUGAGAAAUGUUUAGUGGAGAGGCUAACAUGACAAGGUCAGUGUUAAGUCUAUGGUAGAGGGUGGCUAUUUCCCGAAAUUAUAGGUACAAGUUAAAGGAUGGAUUUUUACUUCCAAUUUAAAUGUGAUUGCUCUUAGAGAUCUCUUGGGACCUUAAAUACCUGUAAAAAGAAAACAUCCCUGGCUUCUCUUAAGGGAAAAUAGCACUGCUUUACCUGACAGUGAGCAAACCAGAACUUGGAUGUCAAGGCAUUUACCCUGGGAACUUUGUUUUUUACAUGAAUGAGUUCUGAACCGGUGAUAUUAAUAAAAAAUAAAACAAAACCCAUACUGUUGGUAAGAAUAUAAUGCCUGGCAAACACUUUUUUAUGUGCUUUAGGAAGUUAGGCUUUUAAAUACUGCCAGGGAAGAAGAAAUUUUGGUAAAUAAAAUGAGAGCAUAUUUGGUAAAUAAAAUGAGAGUAACUUACAAGAGGUGUGUGAUACCCAGUGACUGAAAAAUAGUUUUGGCUGAACAGAGUUCUGCUUUGCAUGAAGACCCUGAUAAAUGCUGCAUUUUCCUUUUCCAUGUAUGCAUCGG
Talpa occidentalis (Iberian mole) is the source of this 4638-nucleotide messenger RNA. RefSeq names its product regulator of G protein signaling 9 binding protein (gene RGS9BP). The record is from RefSeq and is a predicted model, not a curated record. The transcript has a single exon. The coding region runs from base 9 to 707 and encodes 232 amino acids. Gene Ontology annotation, cellular component: photoreceptor outer segment; neuron projection. Gene Ontology annotation, biological process: detection of light stimulus involved in visual perception; G protein-coupled receptor signaling pathway. NCBI's taxonomy places the organism in Eukaryota, Metazoa, Chordata, Mammalia, Eulipotyphla, Talpidae.